Hydra vulgaris (swiftwater hydra) is the source of this 2664-nucleotide messenger RNA. RefSeq lists its product as uncharacterized. The record is from RefSeq and is a predicted model, not a curated record. NCBI's taxonomy places the organism in Eukaryota, Metazoa, Cnidaria, Hydrozoa, Anthoathecata, Hydridae.
UAUAUAAUUUAGUAAAGCGAAAUAAAUUUAGUUUAGUCAAUAAACAUAAAAGCAAAAAUAAUUUGAGACAUGCCUAGAAAAUGUUCAGUAGGAAAUUGUCGUGGAAACUAUGAUAGUACAGAAGAACGUGUCAAAGUUUACAAGUGAUAAAGAGUUAUGUUUAAGAUGGUUAGGAGCUUUACCAAAUAAAAUUCAAAAUCCAACUAAUAAUAUGGGUAUUUGCGAAAAGCACUGGCCUUUAGGAUGCAGUAUGCAUUAUCCUAAAAGAUCUAAAUAUGAAAUCCUCCAUCAAUAUUUUCUGGUUGUGCUUCUUCAAUGUUACGACAAACAGGCACAAUAUUUCGUUCAACAAUUUUUGCAAAGAUUUCAAUGGAAUCUAGAAACUCAUUACCUGACGAAUUAAGUUUGUUUAACAAGAUAGAUCAUAUAGAAAGUUUUGAAAUAGAACAAUUUCUUAAGGAUAUAAAGCAGCGGUUUCCUGAUUAUUUUGUUACAAGUAUAUCAGAUGUGAUUAUUUUUAAUGUGACAUUAUUCAGUCCACCAGAAAUAAAUCUGUCUGUUAAAGUUAACUGCUUCACUCAACAGAUUAAUGCCUAUAUGAAACAUACCCAAAUUAACUGCAAUGAUAUUCUUGGGUUUUCUCAUAAACUGACACGCUGGUCUCAGUUAGAUGCAGUUAUUUCAAGAUUGAAGUCAGUUACAACUGAAUUGAGUGAAAAAAUAAAACACUUAGCGCAAGAAAUUGAAUGCACAUAUAUAAAAAAAUCUGAUGAAAUAAGUUUUUUGCUUGAACAGUUUUUGCCUAUGAAAGGUAAACAUUAAUCUACACUAGUUUUAAGACGUGCCAUAGAAUUAUACCUCUCAUCAAGAUGCUGCUAUAGAAUUCUUUCUGAUCUACUUUCUCUUCCCCAUCCAAGUACUCUCAAACUUAAAUUAGGCAGAAUCGGUGAGGUAGAAACUCAAAAAGAAUGUACUGAAUGUAUAAAAUGUAUAUUUGAAACACUAUCGAAUUCUGAAAAAUGUUGUAGUCUUCUUUUUGAUGAAAUUUAAACCAAGUAUUCGUUUUCGAGGAUGUCAUUUAGUAUUAUGUUAAAGUAUUAUGUUAAACCAAGUAUUUGUUUCCGAGGAUGUCAUUUAAUAGGCUACAGUGAAGACAAUCCUACUGAAGUUGCAAAGACUAUACUUUGUUUUAUGUUUAAGCCGAUGUUAGGAAAACCAGCUUUUGUUUGUCAUAUGGUGCCAAUCUUUAAGCUUUCUGUUAAUUUUUUACAAAGUUUAAUUGUUCAAAUCACUCAGACAGUAGCAGAACUAGGUGGAGAAAUUUUAUGCCUUAUUUCAAAAAAUCUUGCAACAAACCGUAGUGUCUAUAAAAAUUUUACUUUGAAUGUAAAUAUGCCAUGGUUAGUCAAAAUUAAUAACCAAAAUCUUGUAAUGCUUCAUGAUCCAGUGCAUUUAUUUAAAUCAACUAGAAAUAACUGACUUACUGAAAAGACUGGUACAAUUCAUCUCACACUAAAUGGUCAGUUAUUUAAAGGGUACUGGAAAGAUUUGGUAAGUUUGAAUGAAAAAGAAAAAAAACAACGUUGUCAAGUUAACAAAUCUCUCAUACAAAGUCAUUUUUCCCGGGGCAGUUGAUUGUCAAAAUGUAGCUUAUAUGUGUGCAAUUGUGAAUGAGAGAACUGUAGCUGCUCAUAGAAUGUUCGAUUUCAAGAAGACCAGGGAGUUUCUUGAUAGAGUAUUGUCUGUAUGGAAUUACCUUAAUAUUAAACAAGAAGGAAUGGACAUACGUUUGAAUAAUCCAAUCAGAGCUUCAUACAAAGAUAUCAAUGAUAAGUGAUUUCAGGAAAUGUUGGCAUUUGCUGACAGUGUUAAAGCAAUGCCAGGAGGAAAAAGCUGGAAACGCAAUAAAUCAUUUACAAGCGAAACUAAAAAAGCUUUGUCAAGUACACUAUAUGGAAUUGUACAUUUAGUCAGAAAAUUAUUGACUGAAGAUCAUCAGUGUGUUCUUCCUGGAGUUUUUCAGACAGAUCGAUUAGAAGGAGAGUUUGGAAUAUACAGGCAACUUUGUGUUGGCAAGUACUAUAUUUCGAUAGAAAAAGUUCAAAAUAGUUUGUGUUUACAACCUUUAAAAUUGUUUAGUAAAUUGGAUUCUAUGGAUUUGCCAAUAUCCCAGUGCUCAAUUGUUCAAUCAGAGUGUUGUCACUUAGAACUGUUUGAAGAUGACAUUUAUUAUCUUGUCUCAUCAAUAGAUGCCAUUUCAGAAGAAGAAAACACUGCCCUAUAUUAUAUUUCUGGUUAUAUCCAACAUAAGUUUGCUCCUUGUAUUUCUAUUUCCAGUACCUUUGACACAAAUGCAUUUGAAUUUACAGAUUUAGUUUUCCGUGAUUGACUAUGUCAUCCUACUGAACAUCUAUUUAAGUAUGUCAGUCAUGCUUAUUCUCUUUUCAUUUUAAUACCUAAUGCAAAGACGUGGUUUCAGUGCAUAAAGUAUGUUUUGAAACUUUUUUUGUAUUUGUUUACAGCUCUACCUUUUGAUUUAGAAAAAUUGUCUAUAACCUCAGUUGUCUUCACCAUUUCAAAUUGCUUUUUCAAAGGUUUAACAAAAUUGGAUGGCUCAAAAAAAGUGUUUUUAAACAUCGAUGAUUGCAAAAUAAAAAAAUUUUC